CGCGACGCCUGCAGUUUUCGCCAAAAAGAAAGGAAGGCAUGUCCGCGUCUGGCAAAAGUCUCAUUGGCCUCUGGCUCUACAGGAAGGGUGAGCAGUGGACCCUUAAAGAGGGAGUUGGAGGUCCACGCAUGAAGUCGCACCCAACGCCGCUGAUGCUGUCGCGGCCGGCGGACGGAGUUCACCGCAACUCUGUGGUGUUCUCGCUAAACAACCAGGUGGGCGGGCUGGCCAAGGCGCUGCACGUGUUCGAGGACCUCGGCGUCAACGUGGUGCACAUCGAGUCGCGGCCCAAGGCGGGCACCGAGGAGUACGAGAUCCUGGUGGACGUCGAGUGCGACGACCGCCGCAUGGAGCAGCUCAUCUCCAUGCUUCGCAGGGAGGUCGCCUCCAUCAACCUGACGCGGCCCCUCAACCCUGACUCAGACCUGCCACCGCAAACGCCGCUCUCCAUGUCUGCCAGCUUUGAUUUUGGAGACAUGCCGUGGUUCCCGCGCAAAAUAUCCGACCUGGAUCGUGCUCAGCGCGUGCUCAUGUACGGAACUGAGUUAGACGCCGACCACCCGGGAUUCAAAGAUCCAGUGUACCGAAAACGAAGGCAGGAAUUCGCCAACAUUGCCAACUCCUACAAAUAUGGGGAACCAAUCCCUCGAAUCCAGUACACAGCCGAGGAGAUAAAAACUUGGGGAGUGAUUUUUCGCGAGCUGUCAACGCUUUAUGAAAAGCACGCGUGCGAAGAAUUCCUGGAAAAUUGGCCGCAACUGGUCAAGUACUGCGCCUACCGCGAAGACAAUAUCCCGCAGCUGCAGGACAUCAACGUUUAUUUGAAGAGAAAAACUGGAUUUCAAAUUCGACCUGUCGCCGGAUACCUGUCGCCAAGAGAUUUUCUCUCAGGUCUCGCUUUCCGCGUGUUCCACUGCACGCAGUACAUCAGACACUCGUCCGAUCCGUUCUACACGCCCGAGCCGGACUGUUGUCAUGAGUUAUUGGGACACAUGCCGCUACUAGCAAACGCGAGCUUUGCGCAAUUCUCGCAGGAGUUGGGACUUGCCACCCUUGGCGCCUCUGACGACGAUGUCUCUAAAAUUGCAACGCUAUACUUCUUCACCGUUGAGUUCGGGUUGUGUCGUCAGAACGGAGAUUUCAAGGUCUACGGCGCCGGUUUGCUCUCCUCGAUCGCCGAGCUGAGACACGCCUUGACCACUCCGGAAAAAAUUUUGCCGUUUGAGCCGGAAAUCACUUGCAGGGAGGAGUGCAUUAUCACUUCCUACCAGAACCAUUAUUUCUUCACUGACACCAUCGAAGAGGCCAAGGAGAAAAUGAGGGAAUUCGCUUGUGGCAUCCAGCGUCCGUUCAUGGUGCGCUACAACCCGUACACGCAGAGCGUGGAGGUGCUGAGCAACGCGGAGAAAAUCGCGUCGCUGGUGUCAGAGCUGCGUGGCGAAGUGUGCAUCGUGAGCAACGCGCUGCGCAAGAUCCACGUUCAGGACGAGCAGCUGGAGGACGACCCAGGCAGCGCAGAGCAGCUGGCCACCCUGCUGCUGCCCCGCUCCAUCAGCCCGUCUCCCUUCCUCAGCCCCCUGCACACCCCCAACACCACCCCGCCAGACCAUAGCCCCGAGAGGAAGAAUAAGGAGUAGAUAAUUCAGCAUUUCUUUUUUAUUAUUUAAA
Molecule: messenger RNA, 1668 nt
Organism: Cloeon dipterum
Lineage: Eukaryota; Metazoa; Arthropoda; Insecta; Ephemeroptera; Baetidae
Gene: Trhn
Product: tryptophan hydroxylase
Exons: 11
Coding region: 39-1637 (532 amino acids)
Biological process (GO): serotonin biosynthetic process; aromatic amino acid metabolic process
Cellular component (GO): neuron projection
Molecular function (GO): iron ion binding; tryptophan 5-monooxygenase activity
Source: RefSeq, a predicted model, not a curated record